Messenger RNA from Orycteropus afer afer, 429 nucleotides. Its product is annotated as cystatin-8. The record is from RefSeq and is a predicted model, not a curated record. Gene Ontology annotation, molecular function: cysteine-type endopeptidase inhibitor activity. NCBI's taxonomy places the organism in Eukaryota, Metazoa, Chordata, Mammalia, Tubulidentata, Orycteropodidae. Gene Ontology annotation, cellular component: cell surface; extracellular region; cytoplasm. The transcript has 3 exons.
AUGACCAGAACUGGGUGGCCCUCUCUGCUCCUGCUGACUAUUAUGGUGGCCUUGGUGGCCACCACAGAUCCAGCCAAGAAUCAGGAGAAGGUGUUGAGGAAAUUAAAUUCCAUCAGUUCCUCAAAUGCCAAUGUGAAACAAUGUAUGUGGUUUGCCAUGCAAGAAUACAACAAAGAAAGCGAUGACAAGUACGUCUUCCAGGUGGUCAAGAUACUGCAAGCCCAGCUGCAGGUAACAGAUUAAAUGGAAUACUUUAUUAAUGUGGAAAUUGCCCGCAACACCUGCAAGAAACCAUUAAACAACAAUGAAAACUGUGUAAUUCAAGAAAACUACAAACUGGGAAAGAAAUUAAUUUGCAGCUUUCUGGUAGGAGCACUUCCCUGGAAAGGCGAGUUCACAGUGAUGAAGAGACACUGUGUGGAUACCUAG